AUGGCUGAUGUCUUCAGAGGCCUAAACCUCCUUGAGACCCUCAAAGAGUCCAUAGAGAACAACAAGUUGUCAGACGUUAAGGAUGCAGUGGAAGAUCUCCUAAUCAGCAGGAUUAAUUUAGCUGUGGUGGGGGACCGUGGGGAUGAGAAAGCUUCAUUCAUGAACUCUCUCCGUGGCCUUGGCCCUGGUGAUGAGGGAGCAGUUCCUUCUCCUUCCCCCGUUGCCCCUGAGGAAGUUGCUGGGUACCCUAGUCCGAAACACCCUGACUUCCGUCUAUGGGACCUUCCGCCUGUACCAACCAUGUCACCGUUUGAACCAGAGGGAUACAUGGACAGAGUAAAGUUCUUCCGCUACAGUGCUGUCUUUAUGGCAUUCACACAGACACCCCAGCUAAACAGCGCGGAGGUUUUCUUGGAGGCCCGUUCGUUGCAGCGACAAAUUGUGUACUUCGUACUCCUAGCUUCUGUGAAAGACACAGAGAAAAGCCUGGAAGACAAGAAGAAAACCAGCUUGAACAUGCUGAUAUCUCACGGAUUGACACAGCCCAAAGUCUACCUGGUCAGACCCUCAACUCUAGAGAAAUUUGACUUCCCUGACCUUCUGGCAGACCUGAGCAACAACCUUCCAGAAAUCCGAGCCCAUUCCCUUCUUUUGGCUCUUCCAACGCUUACCUCAACGCUGGUCACCCAGAAAAAGGAGGCAUUCAAAGCGCUGGUAUGGGCAGCUGCCUCGCUAUCUGGUGGGGUCUCAGCUAUUCCCGUUCCCCUGGUGGCAUCUAUGGUGGACUCAAGUGUAGCAGUGCGGAUCCUGACAAAAGCGCAGUUAUCUCUGUGUCUAGAUGAUGAAUCGGUUGAGCGACUAGCCCGACAACGAGGCGCAGAACCCGCGCAACUCAAAGGGAUGCGGACUUGUGUACUGUCAGUGGACGUCACCAAAGGGGAGGUGAAAAAACGUCUGGCGGCAGCAGAGAAGGACUUGGCCGCGGCUUCGUCGAAGCUGCUGGAGAUGGCGAUGCCUAGACACGCUCGUUCUGCCAGCCGCUCCUUCGCUGCCAUGCUGCAAGCCUUAAAUGGUGCUAUUGAUGAAAUGGCUGCUGAUGCUGAGAAGAUAGUGACUGUUGCUUUAGGAGGGGGGAAGUAAAAUCAAAUGCUCUUGUCUUUGAGAUAUUUCCUGUUUAUCUGUGGUCAUGUGCAACACUCACAGAGAACGUUUCUCAAAUCUUUUGAUACAGUUUUCACUCUUAGUGCAAAAGAACAACAUAGAUUUGAUAUGCAUAAAUUCUGCAAAUCUGCAAAUAAAAA
Messenger RNA from Mugil cephalus (flathead mullet), 1301 nucleotides. It is a transcript of the gene irgq2, whose product is annotated as immunity-related GTPase family, q2. NCBI's taxonomy places the organism in Eukaryota, Metazoa, Chordata, Actinopteri, Mugiliformes, Mugilidae. The transcript has a single exon. Gene Ontology annotation, molecular function: GTP binding. The record is from RefSeq and is a predicted model, not a curated record. The coding region runs from base 1 to 1140 and encodes 379 amino acids. Gene Ontology annotation, cellular component: membrane.